ACCUUCUGUCUACUUGGGAUUUUGACAUAGCCGAGCCGAUGGAGCGGCUGCUAACAAGUUCUCUUAGCAAUCGUUUAUACAUUUGUAUCCAUAUUUUUUAAUCACAUAUUGAAUAAAUAACAUGUGGGGGGAAAAACGGACUGAAUUAGGCUGAGCAUGAAGCGAACAUGACUACGAACGACGGCUAAUCGUUAGCAUUAGUCAGAAAAACCCUUUCAAUGCAGACUACGCUGAUAUAACAAGUCAGCAUUUUCCUCCGGUGAGCUGUCCUCAUCACAGGGUCUGUGUUGUGAAUAUUAUGGUGCCGUCUGCUUCCCCGAACUGCAUGAGAUAUGCACUUAUCUGAGCAGCGCUGACAGACCGCCGUCUCAGCUUGAACAUGACCAUGAAGUCCUCUUCUGACUCCCAACAGGAGACCGAGACCACUUUGCACCCUGCAGAGUUGAGAGAACUUCAUGCCACCUCUGCGGCAUCCUUAGUCUCUGGUGAUGACGCUGUCACUUUGACACCAGGCAGAAUGAACCAGCGCCAGGUGAAGGAACGGGACAAGGACAGGGACAAGGAGGCGGGCCUCCAAACGCCAAGCCGCGAACACAUCGCCGCCUCUCCUUCUUCGCUCAGCCCGGGCGUCAGCUACAGCCACGGGUUCGAGAGAGGGAAGGAGGACCUUUUAUCGCUGCCUUUGAAAGAGGAUUCACUUUCCAUAUCCAAGAGCAAGUCAGAAACCAAGCUGUACAAUGGCUCCGACAAGGACGUGUCCGCGUCUGGAGGCAAGCUCACCAAGAAGGAGUCCCUCAAGGUGCAGAAAAAGAACUACAGGGAAGAGAAGAAGAGGGCGACAAAAGAGCUGCUUAGUACCAUCACCGAUCCUUCCGUCAUCGUCAUGGCUGACUGGCUGAAGAUCCGCGGAACCCUGAAAAGCUGGACCAAACUCUGGUGCGUGCUGAAACCGGGCGUCCUGCUGAUUUACAAGACCCACAAGAACGGCCAGUGGGUGGGCACGGUGCUGCUCAACGCCUGCGAGCUCAUCGAAAGACCCUCCAAGAAAGACGGCUUCUGCUUCAAGCUCUUCCACCCCCUGGAGCAGUCCAUCUGGGCCGUCAAGGGUCCUAAAGGCGAGGCGGUGGGCUCCAUCACUCAGCCGUUACCCAGCAGCCACCUCAUCUUCCGUGCCGCUUCCGAAUCUGACGGCCGUUGCUGGAUGGACGCGCUAGAGCUGGCCUUGAAGUGCUCCAGCCUGCUAAAAAGAACCAUGAUCCGUGAGGGAAAGGAAGACGUGAGCACGGUGGCAUCCGGAGGAGAACAUUCCCUUAACUUCUACAGCCUCCUGCGUGCCCACAACAUUCAUGGCUUCCAGUUUAACGACAGCGACCAUUUGAAAGACCCGGACCUUUACUCCGAUAAGUCCGACCGGGAGGGCGAGCCGGACCACGAGGAGUCGGACCCGGAAGGCCUGGAGAAAAGCGAGGAGAGCGACAGCGACACGUCAGAGCGCCAGGACGACUCGUACGUCGACAUGGACCCCAACGAGCACGUGCGAGAAACGUCCUACCUGGAGCAAUCCCACGAGGAACUGGGAGAGGCAGGUGAAGCCGCCCAGACCGAGACCGUUUCAGAGGAAAACAAGUCGCUCAUAUGGACUCUCCUAAAGCAAGUACGACCAGGCAUGGAUCUGUCUAAAGUAGUCCUGCCCACGUUCAUCCUGGAGCCCAGGUCCUUUUUGGAUAAACUCUCGGACUACUACUACCAUGCCGACUUCUUGUCCGAGGCUGCGGUGGAGGAAAAUGCCUACAACCGAAUGAAGAAAGUGGUCAAGUGGUACAUUUCCGGCUUUUAUAAAAAGCCAAAGGGCUUGAAAAAGCCUUACAACCCCAUUAUUGGCGAAACUUACCGUUGCAUGUGGCUCCACCAAAAAACCACCAGCAAGACUUUUUACAUUUCAGAACAGGUAUCGCAUCAUCCUCCCGUGUCAGCAUUUUAUGUCAGCAACAGGAAGGAUGGAUUCUGCCUCAGUGGAAGCAUUCUCGCCAAGUCCAAAUUCUAUGGAAACUCAUUGUCAGCCAUUUUAGACGGCGAGGCUCGACUCACAUUCCUUAACCGAGGAGAAGACUAUGUCAUGAAUAUGCCUUACGCUCACUGUAAAGGCAUCCUUUAUGGCACCAUGACUCUGGAGCUGGGUGGUCAGAUCACCAUUGCGUGUGAGAAGACGGGCUACAGUUCGCAGCUGGAGUUUAAACUCAAGCCAUUUCUGGGAAGCAGUGACAGCGUCAACCAAGUUUCCGGAAAGAUAAAGCUAGGGAAGGAAGUGCUAGCAACUUUGGAAGGACAUUGGGAUAGCGAGAUCUUCAUCAAUGACAAGAAGACUGGAACUGUGGACACUUUUUGGAACCCCACACCGGACUUGAGGCAAAGCAGACUCACCCGUUGCACCGUCCCGCCGGAGGAGCAGGGGGAGUUUGAAUCGGAAAGACUGUGGCAGCACGUGACGAGGGCCAUCAACAACAAGGACCAGACGGACGCCACCAACGAGAAGUUCAUUCUGGAGGAAAGCCAGAGGAAGUCUGCUCGGGAGAGGAAAGCCAAAUGCGAGGAGUGGAAUCCCACUUUGUUCGAGCAGGACCCCGUCACUGGAGAGUGGCACUAUAAAUACGCAGACACGAGGCCAUGGGACCCUCUUAACGACCUGAUCCAGUUUGAAAAAGACGGUUGUAUCCAGACCAAGGUCCGACACCGCACCCCCAUGGUACGUUCUGGCAGUCUUAUUAGUCUGAGUAACCAGGGGUCGCGGAGGGACAAUUGCAAGUGCCAGGUCACGGUGCCAAAGAGGAAACACAAGAGCGACAAAGCUAAAAGUCCAGAGAGCGGAUGCUCUUCGCCUGAGCUUGACCGGCAGGAUUCCUCCGGAAGCGAACGACACAAAAGCAAACAUAACAGCCGUCUGCGCAAGAAGGGCGCAGACUUCACCGAACUUCAAAGUGCCAUUGAAUCCAUAAAACAGACGCAACAGGAUAUCAACAGGAGCAUCACGGCGUUGCGAAGUCGCACGGCAGGCCGAGCGGAGGGCGCCUCCUUCCUGCAGCAGCGCGACUACAUGGUCAUCGUGGCCCUCAUCGUCCUGCAGUGUGUCAACCAUUUCAGUGACAUGUCGUUUUACACGUUUGGCCACUAGAUGUCGUCAGACACAAAUCAAGUCAUUCACCGAGAGCUGAUGAAGGUAAGACAUGGAAAUGUUGGCUAAAAUAAUAAUCAGUGAACAUAAGCUAUUUAUUUUCUUGAAACCACCUUUCGCUGUUUUUUAAAUGCAGCAUCUGAUUCAUUUAAAAUGAUUUAAAACUAGAUUUUGCAUGUUUGUUUCUGCACAAGCGAGCAAAAUUUCACUGUGAUAUUGCUUCGGAUACCUUUUAAAUGAUUUAAAACUAGAUUUUGCAUUUUCCAAUAAAAGUGUUGAUUCUGUGUUGCGCUGUUGCAAGAAGACAUCAGGCAGAUGUCUUGCAUUUUGGGAUACUGGGAGGAGAGGGAAGACUGUAAGAUUAGGGUUGCCAUGGAGACAGUGAAAGGGAAGGAUAAGGGGAAACACCUCAUGUAGCGUUAUGUAACCACAACACAGACGCCAUUCCCCUAUGGCAUUGUUGCGGCGACAAAGCAGUCGCUCUGGUUUUCAUUUUUAAUCCGAUAUAUGAAGAUCGUGCUAAAUUACUCACCUAUAGGUAUGGGUGCUGUUUAAUUAGUUAGAGGAGUUACUCAUCUCAGUCAGCGACUGCUGGUGUUAAAACCGUGUGCAAGGUGAGCAUCCAAUGGGUUAAUUAGGUAAUGUGCAGUGCAGCAUGGCUGGCGAGGUUGCGCUGGCUCAGCAUGGUGUUUAUAUCCCGGACCCACCCCAUCUCUGUGCAUGAAAAGAACUGCUGCAGUGAGCCUCUCUCAUUCACCGCUGGAUUAGUCCAGCACGUCCAGUUGUCUAUUUUUUUGCAGGCAUCUACCUCAAAUGACACGGAGGGUUGUCUAUCUUUCUAGGAGGAGGUGCUGCUAUUUUUAGAGAGGAAUUGCCCAAGUCUGGUCCUCGAGAGUCCCUAUACGGCUUGUUUUCCAUGUCUCCCUCCUUUAACACACCUGAAUCAAAUGAUGAUGGAUAGGGGCUCGAGAGGACCGGACUUGGGCACUCCUGACUUGUGGAAUUGAAGGAAAACUAACAACAAAUGUUCACUUCAAUGUAACAGUAGCUCCAAGUGUAGACGGGAUGGGGUUCAACACUCGCAUGAGCCGAGAAAAAAAAAGUUUCAACAACAGAAAAUUUAGGAAUUAAAGAGCAUACGACAUGAGAUAAAAAGUCUUGAAUAGCAUUAUUAUUUGAAUUAGAAUCAUAUUUUGAGACGAUUCGACUAUAUACAAGAAUGUAGCAAAGCGCAGAUGACGAGAAAGUAGUCUUUUAUAGAGAUGUCCCGAUCGAUCGGGAUGCCGAUCACGUCAUUUUCAAAGUAUCGGAAUCGGCAAAAAAAAUAUCGGCCAUGCCUUUUUUUAAUAUAUAUAUUUUAAAAUUAAAUCGUUUUCUAAUUGUAUUUAACGUUACACAUAAUAUGUUACACUCAUCCAGUCUUUAGUUUAGGCUUAAUUAGGUAAGGUAAGGUAAUAAGGUAAUUAUUUUUUUAAGAAAUGUAUCACAUUAAAAUAUUUAACGCAAUUAAUGCAAGCACUGCACGACCCACUCACGCAUUGUCGCGCUCAAUCUGUAUUGGCGCCGUUUUACCUAUAUAGAGAGAUAAGAGGCAGCGUAAAAUGAGCAGAGUGAAUUUUGGCAGCCUUUGGAGCCUUUUUUUAAUUGGCUAAAGCCUUACAAUCCCUCUCCCUAUGAUUAGAAAUAUAAUGGAAAGCAAUGUGGGGAAGCAAGGUAGCAAUUGAUCUUUUUCUUAAUACCUUAUGUUAUUUCCCAACGCAGAAGAUAUAUCAACUGGUAGCACUAGGCACAGUCAUGGUUGCACUUCCCAUCAUGCAUUUGGGCAUGGCUACAGUAUCAUUUACUGAAAGCUCAACAAAUACACUAGAUGGCAAUAUUUAGUCACAAUAUACAAAGUCACAAGUCUUUCUAUCCAUGGAUCCCUCUCACAGAAAGAAUGUUAAUAAUGUAAAUUCCAUCUUGAAGAUUUAUUGUCAUAAUAAACAAAUACAGUACUUAUGUACUGCAUGUUGAAUGUAUAUAAUCGUCCGAGUUUUAUUCAUUUUUUUCUUAAUGCAUUGCCAGAAUGUAUAUGAUUGGGAAAAAUUAUCGGGAAUGAUUGGAAUUGAAUCGGGAGCAAAAAAAAAGCAAUUGGAUCGGGAAAUAUCGGGAUCGGCAGAUACUCAAACUAAAACGAUUGGGAUCGGAUCGGGAGCAAAAAAACAUGAUCGGAACAACUCUAAUCUCGAGUUGAGAAAGAGGGCGCUGUGACGUGUACGGUAGAAGGUGUCCUCUUCACUAUACAGCCGUACUGUUGUAUGAGAAGAACUAAGGAUUCAGCUGAUUUUGCGGAUUAAUACAUUUAUUUUUUCGCAUCACACCAGCCAAACGGCUGCAGGAAAAUCUUGCUGUAUGAGGGAGAGGCGUGUGCGCCUUUUUUGGAGUUUCAAAAGGUUCCCAUUCACCAUGGACAUUGGCCAAAACAAGCCCUACUACUGUGGGACAUUCGGACUUACGAGGAAGUGAGUAAACAUCUUGUUUUGUAUUAUGUCAAAUACUGGGAUCAUUUUAAUACGGAGGUGGCUUGCGUUUUGUGGCUGACAUGCUCCUUGUCGCACA
Messenger RNA from Corythoichthys intestinalis (scribbled pipefish), 5767 nucleotides. RefSeq names its product oxysterol binding protein-like 8 (gene osbpl8). The record is from RefSeq and is a predicted model, not a curated record. Gene Ontology annotation, cellular component: cytosol; intracellular membrane-bounded organelle; membrane. Lineage: Eukaryota; Metazoa; Chordata; Actinopteri; Syngnathiformes; Syngnathidae. The coding region runs from base 380 to 3169 and encodes 929 amino acids. The transcript has 25 exons. Gene Ontology annotation, molecular function: cholesterol binding.